AGGAACGGCCCCUUCCUGCCGUAUGUGAUGCAACGUGCUAUUUUAUUUUCCUUUAACACAAUAACUUACAGCAUUCGACUACGAAGGGAACAACGCAUCACUUCACUAAGGCGGUGUGCAAACCAGUCAUUUUCAAAAACGUUCUCUUACACUAUUCAUCAGGUGUGAGGCUCCUGCCAACGAAGAGGGAUUGAACUUCAAGAAUGGAUGAGCUGUGCCUGCUGAAGGUCUUUUCGCUCACGCAGGUUUAUUUUUGCCUGUUUUCCCUGGGAGCGACUAACGGAUUACCAACAGUGAACAUGCCUGAGCGCAAAAUGUGUAAUACCACGGAGUGUCAAGAAAGAGCGACAUUUCUCCUAGAUAUUCUUGAUAACAGCACUAAGCCAUGCGACGACUUCGACCAGUACAUUUGUGACAAAUGGAUACAAAAGCAUCCCAUUCCAGAAGACCAGAGUUCCUACGGAGUGUUUUCACAUCUGAGAGCGGAUCUUGAGAGAGAACUCAAAGAUAUACUUGGCAACGCGACGCUGUCUUUCCAGAAACCGGAAAUGACAAACAUAACGCACAAGAUACUGCGGGCGUACCAGUCCUGCACGAAUGAGAGUAUAUCGGUAGAUAAAAGCAUGGAGGCGCUACGAGAAAUAAUGAGCAAUGUGGGCAUCGCAAAAUGGCCCGUCUCAUAUACAGAUACCGACAUCCCUGAGUGGAAAGAGACGUUCACUAAACUCGUGCUCAAACUUGGUCUAACGCCAGUAGUCAACUUGUAUGUGUCACAGGACUUGGGAAAUGUUACCAACUAUGCGCUACAGAUGGACCAGCACGUUUUUGGAAUUGUUGGCCGGAACCAGUUUCUGAACCAGUCUAACCAGCACAACGGGAAAAUAAUCGAAGCAUAUAAACAGUAUAUCGUGAAUAUCACAACAAUCAUGACAAACGGCACCGCGGACCAGGAGGCUGCUCGGACUUUCGCUGACGAAAUAGUUGACUUCGAAGUUCAGAUUGCAAACAGAACCCGAUCGCAAGAAGCAAGGCGCAAUUAUAUUGCUAGGUACAAUAAAGUAACUGUGGGUGGACUGCAGAAAAAUCAUUCGGAGUUUCCAUUGCUGGAGAUCGUGAAGAAUAUUUUCAACAAUAUCAGCAUAAGUGUUGACGAAGAAGAACCCGUUAUUGUGUGGGAAACGGACUACUAUAAAUCAGUACUCGACUUCCUCGGCACGGUCAACAGGAGCACCCUGCACAACUACUUUGGCUUUCAAGUACUUUUAAAUCUUGGACAGCGUACAAGUGAGCGUUUCCGCAACCUGGAACAUGAGCUGCGGAACGCAGUCACAGGAGCCGCUAAGCCUAAAGAAAGAUGGGUGACGUGCAUCAACGAUCUUCAGAAAUAUGCUAGCUUUGCAUUGGGACGCAUCUACGUAGGCAAAAUGUUCACACCCGCGGCAAAGGAGGAGACGGAAACAUUUGUGAAGGAGUUAAAGAAAACAUUCCACGCGCUCAUAGAAGAAAAGGAAUGGAUGGACAAUGGGACGAAAGGCGAGGCUUUAAAGAAGGUGGACUCCAUGACACCCAAGAUUGGAUACGCAGAUUGGCUGAUGGAUGACUGCUACUUGGAAGAAAAGUACAAAUACGUAGAAAUGUUCGAGCCAGAUACACCGUACGUGAAAGUCAUCACUAACCUCUUCAAAAAUCUCGGUCUUACAAAGCUGGGAAAUCUACAUACUUCUUACAACAAGACAACUGAGUGGCUCACUGGCCCAGCUGUGGUAAAUGCUUUCUACCAUCCUGGGAACAACGAAAUUACGUUCCCGGCUGGGGUUCUUCAGCCACCAUUCUACAAGUACGGGUUACCGCUGUCACUGAACAUGGGAGGAAUAGGAGUAAUUAUUGGCCAUGAAGUCACCCACGCUUUUGAUGACAAGGGCAGUCAAUUCAACUCUAAAGGAGAGUUACUGAAUUGGUGGACCAAUGACACCAGAACGGCAUAUAAAGAUCUCAAACAGUGCUUGAUAGAGCAAUACGGAAGUAUAAAAGAGAGUCAGACAUGUCUUCCGCUGAACUCAUUAAACACACAAGGAGAAGACGUUUCAGAUAACGGAGGACUACUUGGAGCAUAUCUUGUAAGAUCUUCUUCGUUAAACGAGGCUACAUACAAAAGAGUCGCCAAUAACAGCGAAAAGUAUCCAGAUUUAGCUCUUCCUGGUCUCGAAAACUUUACUAGUGACCAAAUGUUUUUCAUCUCAAACGCCGCAGUAUUGUGUAACAGUAUGCGCACCCCUGCAAUGCGACACAGGAUACAGUACAUCCCACACACCCCUUCGAAAUAUAGGACUCAGGUACCUAUGAGUAACAUGCCUGCAUUUUCAGAAGCAUUUACAUGCGAAAACGGCACGACAAUGAAUCCAUACAAAAGAUGUAGAGUAUGGUGAAAUAAAGUUCUUGCUCACUGCGGCA
Ornithodoros turicata is the source of this 2451-nucleotide messenger RNA. Its product is annotated as neprilysin-4-like. Gene Ontology annotation, cellular component: plasma membrane. The coding region runs from base 204 to 2426 and encodes 740 amino acids. The record is from RefSeq and is a predicted model, not a curated record. NCBI's taxonomy places the organism in Eukaryota, Metazoa, Arthropoda, Arachnida, Ixodida, Argasidae. The transcript has 21 exons. Gene Ontology annotation, molecular function: metalloendopeptidase activity. Gene Ontology annotation, biological process: protein processing.